Messenger RNA from Nothoprocta perdicaria, 1668 nucleotides. Its product is annotated as butyrophilin subfamily 2 member A2-like. The record is from RefSeq and is a predicted model, not a curated record. Bases 1 to 1668 code for a protein of 555 amino acids. Gene Ontology annotation, molecular function: protein binding. NCBI's taxonomy places the organism in Eukaryota, Metazoa, Chordata, Aves, Tinamiformes, Tinamidae. The transcript is spliced from 14 exons.
AUGUCAGAAGAUUCAAGGAAAGUGCGCGUCCUACAGCUCCCGUGCUCAAAAAGCCUGGACAGGAGGGUGCUGUUCUUUGGAAUUCCAAUAUGUUUUUUAAUCAUCAAGUGGUUAACGGGUGAAGCUCCCAUCACCAUCAUCACCGUCAAUGCUCCAGCUGUCCUUGUUGGAGGUCAAGCGACUCUGCAGUGCUGGCUGGAUGACAGUGUCCACUCCAACACGAGCGUGCUUUGGUACAAAAAGGAAGAGGGGAAGAAUAUUACGCUGUGUUCUUCCUCCAGCCUGGGAGGGGUGGUAGAGCAGCACCACAAUGACGAAUGGAACAGGACAGAGGGACACUGGGAAGGAAGAACCCUUGUCUUGAUAAUCCGGCAAGUGCAAGUAGCAGAUGAGGGCACGUAUGUUUGUGUUGUGAGAGGAGAUAACGGCUCACAGGAAGCUGCUGCGCACCUUGAUAUCACACAGGUGGGGAAUAAACCAUUUUUUCAAAAGAAGGAGCUAGAGGAGAACAUGUGUCGGUACACAUGCAAGUCAAAAGGAUGGUACCCAAGGCCGAAAGUCCUUUGGAGGAAUUACGGAGGAAAGACACUAGAUGUGGAGGCCAACACCAACAUCACCUGGAAUGAGGAAGACCUCUUCGCAAUACAGAGCAACAUCACUGUGCCUUGUAAUGACGUGGAUGUGAUGUGUGUUGUCAUACUUCCCAAAACAAAGAUAAACCAAACUGGAGAAGACCUGUCUUCACUGGCCAAGACAUACAUUCUGCAGGAGGAGAACAAUAUUUUUGCCAUAGAAAGCUCCAUCCAGAAACCCUGUGAGCAGAUGCCAGCUGCCUUGAUGUCCACUGAUACAAAAUUUGGUCUACACCUUCUUGCUCAGAAGUCAGAAUUAAGUGAAUGGUUCUGGUUUGUUUACAUCUUUUGUCACCUUAUCUUAAUAGUUGCAGAGAAGCAGCAGGAGAAUGUGGAACUGCAGAAAGAGAAUGAAUACCGUGACCAUGUGAUUGAAGAGCUGCGGGCCCGAGGGGAGGCCAGGAAGGAUGUCGAGAAGGAGAAGCUGCGGGAGGAGAUUGAACAACUCCAAGCAGACAAAGCUCUCCUUGAACGUGAGAUGGAAUUCAGAAAGGCUCGUGGCUAUGCAGAUGACAUCAAGUUGGAUGUGGACACAGCCCACCCAAACUUGUCCUUUUCUGAGGACAGGAAGAGCUUCAAGCAUGAUCCACAUUCUCAGAAAGUGCCUCACACUGAAAGGAGGUUUGAUUCAGCUGUCUGUGUGUUGGGCUCGGAAGGUUUCUCCUCCGGGAACCACUACUGGGAGGUGGAAGUUGAAAAGAGCAACGACUGGGACCUUGGCGUGGCCAGAAGAUCUGUCCAGAAGAAGGGAGUCAUUUACUUGUCAGUAAAAGAAGGAUUCUGGGUUAUGGGGUCAAGUUUGAGGGAUUAUUGGGCCAGAACUGACCCUUGGACACGAGUCACGGUGCAGAGAAAGCCCAGGAAAAUUGGAGUCUACCUGAGUUGUGAAGAGAAGCUUUUGACCUUUUUCAACGUGACCGACAUGUCGGUGAUGUUUACGUUUAAGGACUGUGCGUUCUCCGAGGAAGUGUAUCCGUUCUUUAAAAACUCCCAGAAAGAGUCAACCAUGAGAAUCUGCUCCGUUGAAGAGAAAUGA